Molecule: messenger RNA, 1552 nt
Organism: Styela clava
Lineage: Eukaryota; Metazoa; Chordata; Ascidiacea; Stolidobranchia; Styelidae
Source: RefSeq, a predicted model, not a curated record
AAAAAUUCAGUCUCUUUUUUCAUACAAGAUUUAAUGUAUGCACGUAUAAGCCAAUUGUUUUCUAGCACAAAAUCUCACUCAAGUUUAAAUUUCUCUACCUUUCGUGUGUUGAAAUAUACCAUGUCAAGAAGAAGCUCUCGUCUUGCAGAGAAACAACAACCAAGUUAUAAUGAGAAAAUAAACAAUGACGCUGGUGAGUCAUGUAAGAAUGGGCCAUCACCCAGAAAGAAAAAAAUAAUCAAAAAAGAAUCGUAUUCAAAACCUAAGAUUGUGAAAAAGGACUCGGAAAAGGAGAAAUCUGAAUCUUUUAAUAGUUUGAAUCAAAAUGAUACUGAAAAAAAUAUCAAAACAGAAAGCAAAGGCAAAGAAUCUAAAUUCUGUUCCAACAUGAUUAUUGGUUGUCAUACAUCAAUAUCAGGUGGAUUAUGGAAAGCACCAGAAGAGGCAGAAAAAUUUGGAGCUAGAGCUUUUGGUUUAUUCACACACAAUCAACAGCAAUGGAAAAUGAAGCCGUUAGUAACUGGACAUGCAAAGCGUUUUCAAGAGACCUGUCAAAAAUAUGGAUAUGCUCCUAAUCAUAUUGUACCACAUGGGUCAUAUUUGAUGAAUUGUGGGUCUGCCAAAGAUGAUGUGAGGCAAAAAAGCUGGGGAAUGCUUGUUGAAGAACUAAAAAGAUGUGAGGAACUUGGAUUGGUUUAUUUUAAUUUCCAUCCCGGCUCAACCCUUGGAAAAAUUUCAGUAGAAACUUGCUUAUCUUAUAUUGCAGAGGCAAUCAACAAAGCUCACAGUGAAACUAAAUUUGUAAUAACUUUACUAGAAAAUAUGAGUUGCCAAGGAAACACAGUGGGUGGCAAAUUUCAUGAAUUGAGGGAUAUUAUCGAAAUGAUCGAAAACAAAGAUAGAGUGGGAGUCUGUAUCGACACUUGUCAUGCUCAUGCAGCUGGUUAUGAUCUAUCUACAGACGAGGGUUAUAAUAUUUUUACAGAAGAUUUGGAGACUAUAAUUGGGUUACAAUAUGUCAAAGCUUUCCAUCUUAAUGAUUCCAAAGGGCCAUCUGGUUGUCAUAAAGAUCGGCAUGAAAAUAUUGGAAAGGGAACAAUUGGGUUAAGGGGAUUUGAAAGAGUUAUGAGAGAUUCACGUUUUGAAGGAAUCCCAAUGAUUUUGGAAACUCCAUUUUUUAAUGAUAGCAUUUAUACAAAGGAAAUUGAGCUGUUGUAUAGUCUUUAAACCUGUUACCCGCAAAAUAUUAUGUUGGUCAUAUUGAUAGUGGGGAAAAUUUCAGAAAUUGAAAACUCACAUCGAAAGCCAUUGUCACGCAUUCACAAAUUUUCAGCUAUUCACUCUGGCAGUUCUGUUAGAAAUGAAUAAAAUACACUCACAAUCAUGAGACAUAAAAAUCCAUAAAAGCUUCAAUAUGAAGACCAAAAUCUUUGCUGUCAAAUUUUAGUUUUACCUGAAAAUUGUUUGAUGCUUAUUAAUUUCAAGUUCUUUAUAUUUCUUUCAGUCAAUCAUAAUUCAUUUCUAAAAUUUUUUAUCAAUCUUUUUGCAGAAA